Messenger RNA from Calliphora vicina (urban bluebottle blowfly), 7490 nucleotides. RefSeq names its product Ubr3 ubiquitin ligase (gene Ubr3). NCBI's taxonomy places the organism in Eukaryota, Metazoa, Arthropoda, Insecta, Diptera, Calliphoridae. Gene Ontology annotation, biological process: ubiquitin-dependent protein catabolic process via the N-end rule pathway; protein ubiquitination. The record is from RefSeq and is a predicted model, not a curated record. Gene Ontology annotation, cellular component: ubiquitin ligase complex; cytoplasm. The transcript has 10 exons. Bases 532 to 7122 code for a protein of 2196 amino acids. Gene Ontology annotation, molecular function: ubiquitin protein ligase activity; zinc ion binding.
ACGGCCAGUUUUUUUGUAUUAAUUUUGUCUUUUUUCCACAUUUCUUGGAACACGCCUUUUUUAAUUUUUUUCGAUAAUUAACGAAUAUCUUAGUGCAGUGCUUCGUUCAAUAAUUAAAAUCUUAUUCAACAUAUUUUUUAUACAUAUUUAUAGUUUGUGAUGUGUUGAUUUGUUUCCACUAAAAUACUAAAUCAUAUUAAAACUUGUUCUAAACUGCUAAACCAAAUAAAACAAAAACAACAUAAACGAACAAAUUAUUCGACGUUUGCGUAGACAUCGACGUUAACCGUCACCUUCAUCCACAACAAUAACAACAACCACUACAAAAUAACAUUGCAAAGCAGCAACAGUAUUAUCAACACAACAACAAAUACAACAAAAAAAUACUGCUGCUAACUAAUAAUAACAAUAAUAAAUAAAAAAUAAAAUAAAAAAAUACAAACAAACGAACGAACCUCUAAAAUAAACGUCAUUUUUUAAACUUGACUCUAACAACCUCCCUCCCAACAAUUAUAACUUCAACAUUGAAAAAUGGAUGAAGAUGACAAUAAUUUGGCCAACAAUGGGGCAACAGUGAGUGGUGCUAACAUAGACAGCGCCGAAGAAGCGCAGGAAGAUUUUGAAGAUGAUGACGAUUUACUGGACACAAUAGAGGUAACUGUGACCACAGAUGGUGCUCCUUUACCACGUGACGACACGGAAGAUAUUGAAAUCAUUAACCUAUCUCCCAACCAACAGCAACCAGACACACAGCAGCAACCUGGCAAUUCAGCCGCUGCCAAUUCUCCAAAUAAUGUCGUCCUCGCUCCUACCCUACUUAAUUUAAGUGAAGAUCUUCACAACUGGCCCUGGGAAAAUGAUGAAAUUGACGAUCCCAUCAUCUCGGGCUCACUUUCCGGAGCCUCCACAUCGUCUCGAGCAAAUGCUUUAAUUUCGGUAAUUUCCUCAUCCGGCCAUAGUGGUGAUGGUAGUGCUGCCGACGAGGCUGCCAGCAGCAGCGGUGGCGCAGUGCCAAGCUAUUGUUUUGAUAAUUCCUCAUUUUGUUCCCGUACUCGCAAAGAAGUGGCUGCUCUCAUUGUAGCCGAAUGCUGUAGUGGUGGCCCAACGCCGGACUUGAAUUAUAUUAUGGAUAGAUUUUUCAAUCCCGGCACAGCCAUCGAUAAUCCAGACAAUAUAUCGAGGAUACGUUGGCUUAUUGCUGGUGGCAGAACUAUAAGCGAUUUUGUGAAAAUUGUUCGCAGUUACGAUAAUCAUGCCAAAUGUGGUUUAGUUUGGGUGCCACACGUUGUGGCUUAUCGAUGUCGCACUUGCGGCAUAUCACCGUGUAUGUCAAUAUGUCGAGACUGCUUCAAGAAAGGCGAUCAUACGAAUCAUGAUUUCAAUAUGUUUCUGUCACAAGCAGGCGGUGCCUGCGAUUGUGGUGACACAUCGGUAAUGAAAGCUGAAGGUUUCUGCAGUGAUCAUGGCAUUAAUAAUCGUGUCAACAAAGAGCCGGUACCGGCCAAUCUUUUGGCUGUCGCCGAGGCAAUAAUGCCAAAAUUGUUAUUUCGCCUUUUGCAACAUUUUCGCGAACACAGUGAUGCCACUUCACAAUCGUUCAUUGUGGUUGCACAAUUGUGUGAUCUCUUCACGAAUAUGCUGAUCGAUUUGAAUAAUAUGGGCGAAAUAAUGCGCAAAGUAAUGACGAGGGCACUCAUCAGUCAAGAGGUGUAUAAACAGUUUGCUGAUGUAAAUUGCCUUAGUACUAGACAUGCUAGAGUCUUGAAAAGGAAUCGUGAAAAAUAUGAAGAGGCUCUUAAUCGUUUUCCCCGACCAGAACCACCCGAUGAUUAUAAACAUUUGCCCGCUCUGGGAGAGAAGCUAGUGCACACAACCCUACUCGAGGAGUUUAUAUUUUGGACAUUUAAAUUUGAAUUUCCCCAAAAUUUGGUGUGCUUUUUGCUCAACAUGUUGCCAGAUCAAGACUACAAGGUACACUUGACCAGAACUUUCGUAAUGCACUACAGUCGGAUACCGUCGGUAUUGGAAAUGUCCAGAGAUCCGGAUACGUUAAGUAAUCGUGUGGUACACAUGAGUGUACAAUUAUUUUCCAAUGAAAGUUUAGCUUUAAAAAUGGUUAAUGAACUAUCACUGCUACAUGUAAUGAUUCUAUCAUUGAAAUUAAUGAUGUCCAAGAUACUCAUACAAAAUACUUUACAUGAUCCUAGGAAGAAUUUCCAUUUUGUUAUUGAUUGCACACGUCAAGUUAUGAAAGAUCAUUGUUAUUGGCCUUUAGUGUCUGACUUUAAUAAUGUUCUUUCCCAUGAAUCAGUGGCUUUGGUUUUCCUGCGUGAUGACAAUCUUAUUGAUAUGUGGUUUCAAUUUCUUUCCAUGCUGCAGGGCAUGAAUGUGAAUGUUCGUGAAACAGCCUCACAUGUAGAAUUUGAACCCAAUUCAUAUUAUGCUGCUUUUUCAUGUGAACUGGAAGCCAGUGCUUAUCCAAUGUGGUCAAUUAUCUCACACUUGCAAGAUGGCAAACAUGCUCAUUUGGCCAAAAAGAUUAUUACCUAUUGUGUUAAUAUGCUGCAUGAAUGGUUGGAUGCCAUUUAUUUUCCAGAACCAAAAAUUUCCCAAGAGGAAAUGCUGCAUGCCUCGUUUCAUUUUCCAUUACAUCGGUAUUUGGCUGCUUUUGUUUGUCAAGCGGUUACCAAAAUGGGCAUGUCUUUGUCGGAAGUUUUACCCACUAGAUCGUAUAUUUUACCAUUAUUGAUGAUGCAUCCUUUAAGAGUGCAGAGUUUUUUCUACGAAAUUUUAGCCGGCAUUUGGGUGCGCAAUGGGCUUCAGAUUAAAGGUCAAGCCAUGACCUACAUACAAGCCAACUUCUGCAAUUCUAUGGCUGAUAUGGAUUUAUUCUUUCUACAGAUUUGUGCCACAAAUUUACCCCAAUAUUUCUUCUUACAAAAUACCAUCGAACUGUUUGGUGUAUCACAAUGGCUGGAGACAGCAGCGCUCAAACAACCCCAGAAAAUGGAACAGACUUCAAUGCUUGAAGGUUUCUUAACAUUCCUAGCCACAUUGGUAACCAGUCGUACAAAUCUGGGCAAUGACGAGGCCACACAGUGUAUCAUUGAGAUAAGUGCUCUUCUGGCCACCGAGAAUAAGACUCAUUCGCAACUGUUAGAACUAAUGCCAGAGCGAUCAGGCAACGUUCAUACAAAGAAUUUCGAAACAUUCUUGAAGAAGUUGUCUGUGUAUAAGGCUCCCUCAUCGGGAUCGGAAAAUUUAGAGCAGGGCUUAUUUACACCCAUCGACGAGGUGUGGGAAGAGUACUACGAUCCCUUACAUGUUCUCUUGAGAGCUGUACACAGGAGAGAUUUUCAAUCAUCAUUAGAUCGUUUUACCAACUAUGUAAAGUCUAAGAACAAAAUGCCUACAAGUGGCAAUUUGUGGCCACCAUUUAGAUUACCCCGACCGGUGGGGCCAGCGUUUAGUGAUCCCUGUCGUAUUUUAAGUUCCCGAGUCUUCCAUUCGACCAUAUUAUCGAUAUUAUAUCGAGCUGUACAUUCGCGUGAUGUAUCAGAACAUUUAUUGGCCUUAGCGAUCUUCCUAUUGGAAAUUGCCAUUGAAACGAGUGAGGAGACCAAUUCAUCCGGCAAUGAUAAUGCGGCCGUCGUAGAAUGUGAAGAUCAGCCCAAGCCCUGCUAUCGUUUUGGCAUGCGCAGAGAUCCUCCAAAGCUGUUCAAAUGUUAUCCAACUGAUAAUCUUAGUUGUAAUUUAAGACAUAUAGUUACGAAGAUUUCACUAAAGUCUCAAGAACCGACAGUGACACCAGCCCACUAUAGGUCAAAUCCUUUCUAUCCGGAUGUCGAUUAUGAUCUAGACGAUAAUACUGCUUCGGCUAUGGAAAUUUCACCAGCUUGGCUAGAAAAUAUGGGACGUAAUUUAAGUGUUGUACAUAGUACUUCGGCUCCAAAUGCAACCACAACUUCUACCGCUAUAGUGCCUAUGCGUUUACAAAACAUGGAAGUGGCAUUGCCGGCCGAUCUGUCAGUGGUGCCCGAAACUGGUCUCGUAAUACGGCAGGAUAGUCAAGACGAUGAUUCUAUACGGGAUGUAUCCAACGCUAUAGAAAGCGCUGGAGCUAAUUCUCCGCCGAUGGAAUUUCGUUUCUCUUUGCAACCCAUAACAAUGGCGGCUGAUACCGGCAUGGAAGUUGUCCUGCGUGAAGGACAAAAUCCCGGCACUUCAACGAAUACUGCCAAUCAACCUAGAAUUCAGCAAGCAGCACAAAAUCAAAGACAAACACAGUCUGAAAUGUUCCCUCCUACCACACCCAAUUCCAUAGGUAGUUUAAUACCCUUCCCUCGCGUACAACCUGUAGCUGUACCAAGUACAAACAUGGACGUUGUACCCUCUAAUCCCACGCUCGGUGUUAGUGCCUUAGGAGCACGCCGAGCAUUUGAUGCCAGCAAUCGUAAGCGUUCGGUGGACAACGCCAUUGAUGGUCUCAGUAAAGAUGAAGUGAUUAUAGAAGAAAGUAUAUUAUCGCUUCUCCUCAAAUUACACUCGCAACUGAGUGGCACUUUAGAUAGUUUUUCAUGUACCGACGCCGAUGAAGAAGAGGAAAAUUGUGAGGCGAUGGGUGAUUCUUUAGCAUCGUCCUCUGCCAUGGAUGUAGACUGUGAAGGCUCCUCGGAACCUUCAACUUCUUCAGCUGCUGCUGCAGCAGCAUCUAGUCAAACAAAGAAACGUAAUAUUAAAGUUUCUGAUUCUCGCGUUGGCGACGGUCCCUACUUCAUAGGUAAUCUUCUGCGCAAGAUUGCGAAACAUGAUGACAUAUGUGCUCAAAACAUCGACGAAAUAAGAUGUAAACUCUGGCCAAAUCAACGCGAAAAACAAGCUGAGGCCAAGGCUAGAGAAGCUAAGGAAAAGGAAGAACGUCGCAAGAGAGCCCGUGAGAGACAAAUGAAAAUGAUGCAAGAUUUUGCCAACAAACAAAAGGAGUUCAUGCAAACUGCUGCUGCCAACAAUAUGGAUGCCGGCAUGGAGGAGGAAGAAGACCUCUAUGAAGAACAGCCCCGCGAAAAAGAAUAUGAUUGCAUUAUAUGCAAUUGCACCACCCCCAGUACGGAAGCAAAUCCCAUUGGCCUAGUAGUGCUGGUUGAAUCUAGUGGCAUUGUCGGCCAUCGGCGAAGGAUAACCGAAAGAUUGCCACUUCCAUUAUCGCCCGAAGAUGAAGAAAGACUAAAGCAUAGUACACGUUUGGCAACCGAAUUCAAUAGACGAACGGAAAUUUUAAGUUUGAAAUUUGGCGAAGAGUCUUGGUAUCUCUCCAAUAAUAUGGCCUACGAAAAUGGUGUUCAUGUGCAAUCGUGUGGUCAUCAUUUACAUUUAAGUUGCUUAGACGCUUACCUAAAGACUUUAUAUGCCAGCCAAAGGCAGCACUUGCACGAAAGAGGAGAAUUUUAUUGUCCUGUUUGCAGGCAGCUUUCAAAUUCAGUUUUGCCACUUAGUCCUCAGUUAGAUCGUCCAACACCGGUUGUGCGUUCUGGUGUUCAACCAUUCGAGCAGUUAGUGUCGGAAUUAACCAACCUUAUAAAGGAGAACGAAAGACCACCGACCUCAACAAAACUAUCCGAAGCGAUGGGCCGUGCAAUGGAAGACAUGACAAAUAUAACAAAUCGUAAAAUGAAACGUGUACCGCCAACGUUCCGCAGUCUGUUUAUAUUUGUUACCUCAAUAGCUCGUACCAAUUUAGAGUCUGAAAUUAUACAACGCGGAGGUUCAUUGUGUACAACAAAUCCCACACGUUAUAAGGCAAAAAGAGACUGUAUUGUACCAUUGCUUCACGUUCUCUCCGUACAUGUACGCGUAUUGGUCGAAUGGCCGUUGUGGAGUUCUUGGGCGUCGUUGGCUGGUAUGCCGGUAACCGAAAGUGCACCAGUACCGUCACAUUGUCGCGAAGUCAUACCGGGACUACUAGCAGAUCCCAUAGCCUUAUUGCUGAAAUUUAUACUUUUAGCACCAUUACAUCUAGAUCAGGAAUAUUUCACUUGUAUGGUGAAAGUUAUGUACAAUUUAUUAUAUUAUCAAAUUGUUGUACAAUUAUGCGUCACCCUGACUGAUCUCGAAUGUGAUUAUAUUUUGGCUAAUUUUAAUACCUCGCCAUCGGCUGAACAGAACACUCUCUCUAGCCGACGUAAUUCUAUGCGUUCACCGAAUAUGUCAUAUUUGGGACGAGCCAUGGCCUUAGUUUUGAAAAACACCAAUCGUCUAUCACACCUUAGACGCGACAGUAUACCAUCCACUUCUGCAGCCGCUUCUGCCGCAAUGGGCGUUAAUAGCGGUUCAGAAGAUGGUCCCUUGGCUGGUGUAGAGGUAAAUCUAAAGUCUAUGGAAACACAGUUGCAGACCCUCUCUCUACCAUUCCUACGUAUAGCUGCUUUAUUGCGUCAACAUUUAUACAGGAACGAUAUGCCGGAAAUUUUAGCACCAGGCCUGGAGUUUGUGCGUUUAGUGUACUACUUAGAAUUGGUCACCGACUCAAUGGAUUGGGAUUGUUUCAAUGCCUCAAAGGGUUUAUGUUUCAUACCCGGCACCGAGGAAUCCCUACCGAAAUUCUGGUGUGAACAACUGAUGAAUAUACGACCACCAACGGAUACAGUACGUGAAUUGGUAUUACUCAAUCAACAUGCUGCCUGGCAACAACCAAAAUUAUUGGAAUUACCUAGAGAAUAUGAAAGAUUAUUUACGUAUUACCAUGAACGCCCCUGUCUUAAUUGCUACAAAGUUCCCAAAGAAAGUUCCAUUUGUUUACUUUGCGGUACCAUAGUGUGUUUAAAACAGAAUUGUUGUGCCGAAAAUGAAUGCUGCGAAGCUGUGAGGCAUACAAUUACUUGCGGUGGUGGCAUUGGUAUAUUCUUGGUUGUUACAUCGACAUAUAUUAUUGUUAUACGUGGUCGACGAGCAUGUCUUUGGGGUUCUCUCUAUUUGGAUGAUUUUGAUGAAGAAGAUCGUGAUCUAAAGCGUGGCAAACCGUUGUAUCUUAGUAGGGAUCGUUUUAAUUUAUUAGAAUCUCAAUGGUUGUCCCAUAAAUUUGCCCACACAAAACAUACUUGGGUAUUCCAUAGGGAUUUAUUGUGAAAUAUGCAAGAUUUAUUACGUAACAUUCAAGACAUGAUGAUAGUUGAAAUUUAAACAAUUUAUAAAAUUAAACUAACCAUAAACAAUUGAAAAUAUAUAUAAUAAUAACAAAUUAUAAUAUUAUUAUAUUUUCCUUCCCCAAACCCCCCUACAUACUAUCUUAUAUCUAUAUAUAAUUUAAAUAAAAUAAUAGUUUAUAAAUAAUAAAUUGAUAUUAAAUUAUAAAUAUGUAUUUUUAAAAUGAACAAAAACACAAGUAAUAGUUAUUGCUAAACGAGAAAAAUAUUAAAUAAUUGAUUAAAAAUUAUAUAGAACAUAUAAAUACAAUAAAUACAAACAUAAAAUAAACAAAAUAUUUAAUUUAAAAA